CGCUGCUGCAGCUCCGGCGCCCAGAUUUUCCUUGAGAUCUAAACCGGCGGCCUGUAACAGCGCACAAACCAAUAAAUAUCUCGACGCCUCAGUUCUGUCGACGUUGAAAACUCCGCUGCUGCGCAUCGUGUGUCGGGCACCGUAACCAACGCCCCGUGGACUCAUGCUGCCCCGCCAAAAGAGAGAGAAAGAGAGAGAAGGGCAGGGAGAGAGCUCGUUAUGCAAGGGGACCCGACGAAAUUGAAACGGAACGAGCCGGGGUCCCUCGGUUCGUCGAUCGUUUGAGGACGAUUCUUUCCCUGCGCCUCGUCCCUUCGCCCAGGUCGGACUCACGUCGCGGACGACCGUCAGCGGCUGCAGAGUCAGUUCGUCCAAGAUGGCGACUCCCACUGAGCUGUCUCUGGAGGAGAUUCGCAAUUACCUGCUGGAAAACGGGGGCACGACGCGGAAUCACGACCUGGUGAAGCAUUUCAAGCGGUUCCUGACGGACCCGGAGACCCGAGUCGAGGCGAGGAAUCGUUUCAAGGAGUACGUCAACAUCCUGGCCACCAUAAAGAACGAGGAGGGUGAAAAGUACUUGGUCCUCAAGAAGAAAUACCGACAACCCUUCUUAGACCUUUCAUCCCCCAAGCAAGUGGGAUCCCCCCUCGCCACCCCCGAUUUAGCCACUUCGCCUCUUUCGCCACUUUCUCCUCUACGCGAGCCUCCACCUUAUCGGCCGCCACCCCCUGCACCCCUCAGUCCGUCUUCGAGUAGUUCUCACGUGAGCCUCGAAGAGAGUGCUACGUCGAUAUCUAUUCGCGUAAAAAAUGGCAAUUUGGCGGAGCCUGGUGCAUCGGCGUCGUCACCACCCGUUCCUCCGCGUCGCAAAAGUCAGGACAAGCUCAAGGUGGAGAACAAGGAGAAUGUCGACAAAAAUAGGAACAGCACCUCGGAAACCGUCAUUAAGGAGGAUGAAGUAGUAACGACGACGAAUCCCUCCUCGGCUGAGCAGCUCAGCGUUCGCGAACGGAUGCAACGCUUCAAUCGAAUGGCCAGCGAGACCGAUCUUCAUGCCCGGCAUAACGAUACAACUGUUCCUGCUAGGAAACGAGCAGAUAAGGGCGCCGACGAGGAUGACAGCGCUUCCGUUGCCUCGCAACUGGAUGGAAAAUCGCGGGAGUGGCUGGUCAGGGCGGCGCAGGGGGACUACCAGGCGCUGGCGAAGCUCGCAGCCGAGGAACCUCGUCUCACCAGGCUCAAGGAUCCGACUUCCGGCUAUACGGCUUUACAUUGGGGCGCGAAACACGGCGACGAGAACAUCGUGAAAUUAAUAGCGGGCACCUACAGAGACUGCAUCAAGAGUGUCAAUGAGACUACGAACGGGGGCUACACGCCGCUGCAUAUCGCCAUGCAAUUUGGCCACGAGAACAUAUUCAAUCUCUUGGUUCAAGUAUACGGUGCGAAUCAGGAGGUACGUGACUACAGCGGUAGGAAGGCCAGACAGUACCUGGCCUCGCAAGAGGCGGCAGUCAGCCAGGACACGUUCCACAAAAUAAAAGCAAGGAAAAAGCAUGCAGAGAAAGAUCUUGGUUUCCUACGAAUUGGCUCAUUGAACGUUCGCGUGAAACGUACGACGGAAGCCUUCAGUCAAUUCCUGGGUGUGGCAACCAGCAGUACGGCUAACAACAACAACGAGAAGAUUCAUAAGUCAUGGGGAUCCGCGGAUAAUGUUCAGCUGGAUCAGAAGCUGAUGCCACCGCCGAAGUACGCACCCAUCAAGAAGCGCAGGAGCAGACGGACGCAGGACUUCAAUUCGUUGCAGGAGCAGCAGCAGGUUGCCAGUCAGCCGACUACGCCGUUGCUGCAAAGCAAGAUCAGACCGAAUCGAGCUGUGCAGCGUCGACCGACGUCCACGACAUCGGUCAGCACCAACUCUAUCGCACCCGGAUCCGGCAGCGUCCAGCAGAAUGGCGAUUCCGACUCCGAUACAGCAUGCGGUUUCGAUUCCGCGUGGCGAGGAUCGGCUCAGCUAUAAUUAGCCCAUUUCAUCACUCUAAACACCAAUCACGCUUAUAAGACUGCACAUGAUGAAGAGCUUCGAUCCCGAAAAGCUUCAGGGACUGAUAGUACCUCUUGGCAAUUCUUUAAAAAUAAUGGCGAAAGUGGGGACAUACGUACAUGUUGCUCGCAGCAAUUGUCUCCACGUCAAUGUUUUUUAAUACACGGAAUUCGCAGAUUGUUUUAUUUGGCAGGAUUUAAUUGUUAAUAAUCAAAAAAAUCGAAUAAUAAAGAUUGCGGAUACUUCAGACA
Solenopsis invicta (red fire ant) is the source of this 2292-nucleotide messenger RNA. RefSeq names its product ankyrin repeat domain-containing protein SOWAHB (gene sowah). The record is from RefSeq and is a predicted model, not a curated record. Gene Ontology annotation, molecular function: protein binding. Bases 377 to 2017 code for a protein of 546 amino acids. The transcript has 18 exons. Lineage: Eukaryota; Metazoa; Arthropoda; Insecta; Hymenoptera; Formicidae.